AUGGCUGAUCUUCCAAUUGAUUUCACUGAAUUAGUUGAUUUAACUUCUAUUGGUAUUAAUCCACAGUUUUUAGAUUUUAGAUCAACAACUUUCGAAAGUGACCAUUUUGUCACUGUAAGAGAAUCUUCUGCUGAUGGCUCAACAAAUUCAGUUGCUAUCGUUAAUCUAGCUAAAAAUAAUGAAAUCAUUAGAAAAAAUAUGGGUGGUGACUCUGCAAUCAUGCAUCCAGAGCAAAUGGUUAUCUCUGUUAGAGCUAACGGUACAAUAGUCCAAAUCUUUAAUUUAGAGACCAAGACCAAGUUGAAGUCAUUCACCCUGGAUGAACCUGUUAUAUUUUGGAAAUGGUUGAGUAAUGAUGUUUUAGGUUUGGUAUCUGCUAGAAAUAUCUAUACUUUAAAUGUUUUUGAUGGUAAUGUAAAUGGCAAACCAGCCCUUUUAACUCAAAGAAAUGCUGCUCUAAAUAAUACCCAAAUUAUCAAUAUCAUCGCCAACAACAAGUUAGAUUGGUUUGCACUUGUUGGUAUAAUGCAAGAAAAUGGUAGGAUUGCUGGUAAAAUCCAGCUAUACUCAAAAAACCGUAAUAUUUCUCAAGUUAUUGAUGGUCAUGUGGCUACUUUUACUAAUAUCCUUUUGGAAGGAAAUGGAUCUCAAAUGGUUCAAGUCUUUGUUACAGGUAAUAGAAAUGUUAACACUGGGAAUGGUGAAUUAAGAAUCAUUGAAAUUGACCAUGAUGCCAACUUACCUGUUCAAUACUCUAAGAAAAGUACCGAUAUCUUUUUCCCACCAGAUGCCACAAAUGAUUUCCCUAUCGCUGUUCAAGUCUCUGAGAAAUAUGGUAUUAUUUACAUCUUAACAAAAUACGGGUUCAUUCAUCUUUACGAAUUGGAGACAGGUACUAAUCUUUUUGUCAAUAGAAUUACUGCGGAAUCUGUCUUCACUUCAACAUCUUAUCGCAACAAGAACGGUAUCGCUUGUAUCAAUAAAAAAGGUCAAGUACUUGCUGUGGAAGUCGCCAAAGAACAAAUUGUUCCUUAUAUCUUAGAAAAAUUAUCUAAUGUUUCCUUAGCUCUAACAGUUGCCAAAAGAGGUGGUCUUCCUGGUGCUGAUGAUCUUUUCAACAAACAAUUUGAAACAUUAUUGGCUAACGGAGAUUACCAAAAUGCUGCUAAAGUUGCUGCUUCUUCCACUUCCUUGAGAAAUAGUAAUACAAUCAAUAGAUUGAAAAAUAUUCAAGCUGCCCCAGGUGCUAUUUCUCCAAUCUUGGUGUAUUUCUCAACUUUAUUAGAUAAAGGUAAAUUGAACGCAGAAGAAACAAUUGAAUUAGCAAGACCUGUUCUACAGCAAGAUAGAAAACAGUUGUUUGAAAAGUGGUUAAAGGAAGAUAAACUAGAAUGCUCAGAAGAAUUGGGUGACAUUGUUAAACCGUUUGACAAUACUUUAGCCUUAGCUUGUUACCUGAGAGCUAAUUCUCAUGCUAAAGUCGUUACUACGUUAGCCGAACUACAACAAUUUGACAAAAUUUUACCUUAUUGUCAAAAAGUUAACUUCCAACCAAACUUCCUUGUUUUGAUUUCAAGUAUCAUCAGAUCAUCCCCAGACAGAGCCUCAGAAUUUGCUAUUUCUUUAUUACAAAACCCUAAAGUUGGUUCUAAAUUAGAUAUUGAAAAGAUUGCCGAUUUAUUCUUCUCUCAAAACUUUAUUCAACAAGGUACUUCCUUGUUAUUGGACGCCUUAAAAAAUGAUACACCAGAUGAAGGCCAUUUACAAACAAAAGUACUUGAAGUUAAUUUGUUGCACGCACCACAGGUCGCAGAUGCUAUCCUUGGCAACAAUAUCUUCUCCCACUAUGAUAAACCAACAAUUGCUUCCUUAGCCGAAAAAGCUGGUUUAUAUCAAAGGGCUUUAGAAAACUAUACUGAUUUAUCUGAUUUAAAGAGGUGUAUUAUUCACACAGAUGUCUUACCUGUUGACUGGUUAGUUGCUUUUUUCGGUAAAUUGAAUGUGGAGCAAACAUUAACAUGUUUAAAGGCUUUAAUGGAUAACAAUUUACAAGCUAAUUUACAAAUUGUAGUUCAAGUUGCUACUAAAUUUUCUGACUUAAUUGGUUCUUCUACCUUAAUCAAGUUAUUUGAAGAUUACAAGGCUACCGAAGGUCUGUACUAUUACUUAACUUCUUUAGUUAACUUAACUGAUGAUAAAGAUGUUGUGUACAAAUAUAUCGAAGCCGCCGCUAAGAUUAAACAAUACAACGAAAUUGAAAGAAUUGUUAGAAACAAUAACGUUUUUGAUCCGGAAAGAGUUAAAAACUUUUUAAAGAAUGCUAAUUUAGAAGAUCAAUUACCAUUUGUCAUUGUCUGUGAUCGUUUCGGUUUUGUCCAUGAAAUGAUCUUACACCUUUACAAAUCCCAAAACUCAAAAUUUAUUGAAACUUAUGUGCAACAAGUUAACCCAUCUAAGACUGCAGAAGUCGUUGGUGCUCUAUUGGAUAUGGAUUGUGAUGAAAAAUUUAUCCAAGAUUUAUUAAAUUCUGUCUUAGGCCAAGUUCCUAUCAGCGAAUUAACUGAAGAAGUUGAAAAAAGAAACAGACUAAAAUUAUUAUUACCUUACCUUGAAAAAAGUCUUGAACAAGGUGCUCAUGAUAAAGCUAUCUAUAAUGCAUUAGCAAAAAUUUACAUUGACUCUAAUAAUUCACCGGAAAAAUUCUUAAAAGAAAAUGAUCAGUAUGACACUUUAGAUGUUGGCCACUACUGUGAAAAAAGAGAUCCAUACUUGGCAUAUAUUGCAUAUGAUAAAGGUUCUAAUGAUGAUGAUUUAAUUCGUAUCACUAAUGAUAAUAGUAUGUAUAAAUACCAAGUCAGGUACUUAUUGAAACGUUCCAAUCUAAACUUAUGGAACAAGGUUCUUGAUAGUGAAAACAUUCACAGACGUCAACUGAUUGAAUCAGUUAUUUCAGUUGGUAUUCCCGAAUUAAUAGAUCCUGAGCCUGUUUCAAUUACAGUUCAAGCCUUUAUGUCCAAUGGUUUGAAAUUAGAAUUAAUUGAAUUAUUAGAAAAGAUCAUCCUAGAACCAUCCCCAUUCAAUGAUAAUGUUGCUCUUCAGGGUUUAUUAUUGUUAUCUGCCAUUAAAUACGAGCCGGUUAAAGUGUCCACAUAUAUUGAAAAGCUUGAAAACUAUGAUACUGAUGAAAUCGCUCCAUUAUGUAUUGAACAUGGUUUAAAUGAAGAAGCUUUUGAAAUUUAUAAUAAACAUGAAGUAUACAGCAAAGCAUUAAAAGUCUUGGUUGAAGACAUUAUGUCUCUGGACAGAGCUGCAGACUACGUUGAAAAGAUCAAUACUCCAGAGUUAUGGUCUCAACUAGGUUCUGCUCAAUUAGAUGGUUUACGUAUUCCAGAGGCAAUUGAUUCUUACAUCAAGGCGGAAGACCCAUCAAAUUUCGAAAAUGUAAUCGAGAUUGCUGAGCAUGCAGGUAAAUAUGAAGAAUUAAUACCAUAUUUAACUAUGGCCAGAAAAACUAUAAAGGAUUCCAAGAUUGAUAACUCUUUAAUAUUAUGCUAUGCAAGAUUAGAUAAGCUCCAUGAAAUUGAAAAUCUGUUAUCUACUUCUACUGUUGCUAAAUUAGAUGUUGUUGGAGAUCAACUUCUGGAAAGCAAAAAUUACAAGGCCGCCAAAUUAUGUUUCAGCGCUAUUUCCAACUACUCAAAAUUAGCUUCUACUUUAGUAUAUUUGAACGAUUACCAAAAUGCUGUUGACACCGCUAGAAAGGCCUCCAAUAUAAAAGUAUGGAAGUUGGUUAACAAUGCUUGUAUCGAACAAAAAGAAUUUAGAUUAGCACAAAUUUGUGGUUUGAAUUUAAUUAUACAUGCUGAAGAACUCGACGAAGUUGUUGCCAAAUAUGAAACUAACGGUUACUUUGAAGAAUUAGUAUCUCUAUUUGAAGCUGGGUUAGGGUUGGAGAGAGCUCAUAUGGGUAUGUUUACUGAAUUAGCAAUCUUAUAUGCCAAGUACCAUACUUCUAAAGUCUUUGAACACUUAAAAUUGUUUUGGUCUAGAUUGAAUAUUCCAAAAGUUAUUAAAGCUGUCGAAGACGCCCAUUUAUGGCAAGAGCUUGUUUUCUUAUAUGCUCAUUAUGAUGAAUGGGAUAAUGCUGCUUUGACCAUGAUUGAAAAGUCUGCAAGAAACUUUGACCAUGAUUACUUUAAAGAAGUUAUUGUAAAGGUAUCCAACUUAGAACUCUAUUACAAGGCCAUUAAUUUCUAUGUGAAAGAACAUCCUUCGUUAUUAAUUGAUUUGUUAUCUGUUUUAACCCCAAGACUAGAUAUACCAAGAACUGUUAAGCUUUUUACCAAUUCGGACAACUUACCUUUGAUCAAACCAUUCUUAAUUAACGUUCUACCCAAAAACAACUUUGUUGUAAAUGCCGCUUAUCACGAUUUGAUGAUCGAAGAAGAGGAUUAUCUAGCUUUACAAGAUGCUGUUAAUUCCUAUGAUAAGUUUGACCAAUUAGGUCUUGCUGCACGUCUUGAAUCCCACGACUUAAUCUUCUUCAGGGAAAUUGCUGCAUUACUAUAUCGUAGAAACAAGAAAUGGUCCAAGAGUUUAAAUAUUUUUAAAGAAGACAAGCUUUGGAAAAAUGCCAUCGAAACUGCAGCUAUUUCCCAGGAUUCUAAAGUUGUAGAGGAUUUAUUAACAUAUUUUGUUGAUACUGGCAAUCAUGAAGCCUUUGUUGCCUUAUUAUAUACCGCCUAUCACUUGAUUAGCUACGAUUUUGUUUUAGAGUUAUCCUGGUUAAAUAAUCUAGAUGACUAUAUUAAACCAUUUGAAAUUUCCAUUAAAAAGGAACAAAACGACACCAUUCAAGAUCUUUCAAAGAAAUUAGCUGCUGGUGCUACUAUCGAAAAUGAAACAAGAGAUGGUCAACCAUUAAUGUUAAUGAAUUCUGCCAUGAAUUCACAAUCUACAUGGUCCUAA
Molecule: messenger RNA, 4968 nt
Organism: Arxiozyma heterogenica
Lineage: Eukaryota; Fungi; Ascomycota; Saccharomycetes; Saccharomycetales; Saccharomycetaceae
Gene: CHC1
Product: clathrin heavy chain
Exons: 1
Coding region: 1-4968 (1655 amino acids)
Biological process (GO): receptor-mediated endocytosis; Golgi to endosome transport; intracellular protein transport
Cellular component (GO): actin cortical patch; clathrin coat of coated pit; clathrin coat of trans-Golgi network vesicle
Molecular function (GO): structural molecule activity; clathrin light chain binding
Source: RefSeq, a predicted model, not a curated record